This is a messenger RNA of Pneumocystis murina B123, 858 nucleotides long. RefSeq lists its product as hypothetical. Gene Ontology annotation, cellular component: nucleus; RNA polymerase III complex. The record is from RefSeq and is a predicted model, not a curated record. The transcript has 2 exons. Lineage: Eukaryota; Fungi; Ascomycota; Pneumocystomycetes; Pneumocystales; Pneumocystaceae. Gene Ontology annotation, biological process: DNA-templated transcription. The coding region runs from base 1 to 804 and encodes 267 amino acids.
AUGAAACUAAGAGAAUCAAUAAAAAAUCCUUCAUUGACAUUAUUAGAUGAGGAUCCUAUUAUAAAAACAUAUAAUAUUUAUAUAUCUUCUUAUCUUAAUGAUAAUCUAUAUCUAUUUCAAUAUCCUAUACGUCCUUCAUCACAACCUUAUAUAGAAGAAUCAUUAAGCAAACCCUUAGAAUUACGAAUUAAACCUAAAUCAGGUAUUGUCGAAAUUGAUGUACCAAUUCAUACAAAACAAUAUUAUAAUGAAGAACGUGGUAUUAAAUUUUCUAAAAACCUAGAAAAUAAUUUUUCCGAAGACAAAUAUUCCAUACUUAAUUUUCAAACUCUUAGUUCGAAAAUAAGUCCUUGUCGUAAUUAUUAUAUGGUUGGAAUUAUUCGUGGAGAUGAACUUCAUCUUUCACCUGUAAAUUAUACUCUUCAGCUUAGACCGAGUUUUAAACAUCUAAAUAAUUUCUCUACUAUUAAAGAGACUUCUAUGACCGAAUUUCAUCCAGCUUCUAAUAUGUCUACUAGAGCAAUACAAACUUCCGCAAAGUCUUCAGAAUCUUCAGAAACAUUAGCACUUUCUACAACUCAUAUUCUUCGUUCUAUUGAAAGUGAGCCAUGGAUAAAUCUCAUCUGGAUAGAUUCGUCAUCAAUAAUGGCCAAAAAAAUCUUUCAACAUCUUUAUUGCAAUAAUACAGAUAACUUUAUACAAAGAUAUUACUCUAAAAAAGACUACCUUUCAGAUAUAUCGGUUUUUCAAUCAAAUCAUACAGAAAAUGAUCCUAAAAGAAUUUUUUUUAAAAAAAAAACUUAAUUUUCUUAAUAAAAAUGUCUCUACAUAUAAUAUAUAUAUAGAUAAAUAUAAAAA